GCGAGAAGUCGCGCCCAGUCGUCGGAGUCGGCCGAGGUCUGCCGGCGCGGCGUGUAUUCGCGAGCGCUCGCGGUCCAAUCGCCGCGGCGGCCGGCGUCAACUCGGGCCAAUCGCGGCGCGCCCAGAUGACGGCGCGCGCUAAAUAUAGCCGGUAUAUAUCUAGGCCGGUCGCGACCGCGAAUUAUCCACAGUUGCGCGCCGGCGAUCGACGGAGGAGGACGUGGCGAACGGGACUGAGUGACGGACACGAGUUGACGAGUGCGACGGUAGGAGAGAGAGAGAGAGAAAGAGUGCUUGGUGCGCGAGGACGACGACGACGAUUCUGCCGCCUCGUCGUUGUUACCAUCAUCGUGGCAGUCGCGAUCGUCGUGGGUCCAUCGAGAGAUCAUCGAGAAGAUAGGAGGUUUAAAUGGUGAGGAGGGCCCCUCCAUCGACAACAUCAUCGCCACGACCACCACCAUCGCCAUGUACAAUUUGAACGUGAACGUGAAUCCCAGCCCGACGGCUGGGGCUGCCGCGGGUCUUCUCGGUGUCGCGGCGGCCGAGGUCACGCCAAGGACACCGGAAAUCGUAAACUCCCUGAUCGCCAUGACCAAUCCCUUCGAGGGGUACAGCAGCAACGAGAAGAGCAGGGACCGCACGGACUCGACCAGCAGCGGCGAGCCCAGCCCACCGAGUGUCCAGCACACCUGCAGUCAGCUCAUCAAGGAAGGGCUGAAGCUGACGCUGCAGACGAAGAGACUAGCCAACGGCAGCGGCGACGAGGGCAGGAAAAAGUUGAAAAAGGAGGACGGCAGCGCCGACGACGAGGAGGAGGAAGAGUCGAGCAACAACAACAACAAGAGUGGGACACAUGGAUGGCGCUUUUUGCAGCUGACGCCGGAGGACGAGGAGCGGCGUCGACGGCGGCGCGAGCGCAACAAGAUCGCGGCGACGAAGUGCCGGCUGAAGAAGCGCGAGAAGACGGUGAUCCUCGUGCAGGAGUCCGAGAUCCUCGAGACGCAGAAUCACGACCUGAAGUCGCAGAUCCAGGAGCUCGAGACGCAGAGGCGCAGGCUGGUCGAUAUGCUGAGCCUGCACACGCCGACCUGCCUGAAGCAGAGCGCCGACAGCGCGACCUCCUACCAGCAAUUCGCCGAGCCGAUCCAGCUGCCGAGCUACCAGGACAAUUUCGUCCAGCAGGCGGCGGCGCCACCGCCGGCCCUCAACCAGCCGCAGAACUGCGUCACCGAGUACCAUCCGGUCAAGGUCGAGGAGUACGAGACCGAUUUCUAUCGGCAGGGUAGCCCAUACGUGCCGACGACGUCGGACGCCGGUUGUACGGUUUAGCAACGUCGUCCUCGUCGUCAUCGUCACCGUCGUCGUAAGGGGAGGGAGAAUCUAGUCGAGAAGCUCGGACCUGCGCGCACACUGUCCCGUAACUCACGAAUCCUCAUUUCAUUCUAAAAGCCACUCCGCAAUGUCCGUGAGAGCAUGGCUGUAUGUGAGCAUCGAGAUUAUAUUCAAGAUAAUAUUAAAGACCUUCUAAAGGGCCCUGGGUUCAUUUUCAUGCGAAGGGAUGAGCGACGAAGCUUUCUCUCACCGGAGUUCAAACGGUGAAAUUUUCUUACUCGCUGAAUCCCGUAAAGCUAGUGAUUUUUAAUAAUACCGGUGCGGUAAGCUUUAACAUCAGGUCAUACAAGCGAAAUGAAAAUUACUCAUAUUCGCUUAUGAUCUUAUAUUACAGCUUGCUGUGGCUGCGUCCCGAUAUUUAUCGUUUUCUUGCUAGUCCUGAAAAUCUAUAGUAUACGUAACACGAACUAUGGGAUUUCAGUGCUGACAGUGGAUAUCGGAACGGAUCCUUACAGUCGCGUUUUACAGAUUUACAGCUACAUUCUCACGGAUAUUAUGAAGUAGCCUUGAUAGACAGGCGACCCCGUGUUACUUUGCUCUCAACAAACGCCAUUGUUCAUCGCGACUUUUGGAUUUUCAGAGUUAUGUAACCAACGGAAAUGCUUGGAGUAUUCCGCUUAAAUCGUCUGAUAGGAAAGAGUGGAUUUCCAACUUGAAAGUACACAAUGUUUCCGGAUCGCUGAAUCCGCAGAGACAGAUUUUGCGCAGCGUUCUAAAUUUUUAUCAGCGGCUUGUUACCGCAGGAUCCACGGACAGAGUAUGGAAGGCGGAAGCCGAGUGGAAUCUGUAAUCUGCAGUCAUUUCAAUGCAACGAAAUGGAAACAUACGCGUAUCUCGCUCGGUUUGUGCCACCAAUUUGCUCGGGCAGUGGCAACAGAUUCUGCUGGUAGAAGGCGAACUUAAUCCGGAGAUCGAUAGCUGUGGAUCUGAUCGAAUCUGUCGUCAAUCUGCCGCAGUGUGCCGGGCACAUUGCUAACACUUUGCCCAUUGGUAUAAUUCAAGUUGGAAAGAAGUACAGGGAGAGGUGAAAUUUCUCGGCGAAAUUUCACAAAAUGUUCCAACAUUAAGUCGGAAAAUGAUUAAAUGGACGAGAAGGUCGAAGAAGAGAUUUUUCGAUGUAUUUAUACCGCGCGUAACUAUCGGAGAAAGGAGAGGGAGGGAAAAGAGAAAGAUAGAGUAUGUAUAUAUAUAUAUAUUUUUGUAUAUAUAUUUUUGUUCCCUUUCGCGCACUUGUGGGUUUCCAAAAAAAUUUGCUAUUUUCAAGUGCCAUUUGCGUAUUUCCAAGUAGACUCGCCUUAAACCAAUUUAUUAAUUGGUAUGCAUACACACCCACAUACAUAUACAUCUAUUUUCCUCUUUUCUCUCUCUCUCUCUCUCUCUCUCUC
Messenger RNA from Dinoponera quadriceps, 2777 nucleotides. RefSeq names its product protein fosB (gene Atf3). Bases 466 to 1329 code for a protein of 287 amino acids. Gene Ontology annotation, cellular component: nucleus. Lineage: Eukaryota; Metazoa; Arthropoda; Insecta; Hymenoptera; Formicidae. The record is from RefSeq and is a predicted model, not a curated record. Gene Ontology annotation, biological process: regulation of transcription by RNA polymerase II. Gene Ontology annotation, molecular function: RNA polymerase II cis-regulatory region sequence-specific DNA binding; DNA-binding transcription factor activity, RNA polymerase II-specific. The transcript is spliced from 4 exons.